GGAAAAUCUGCUGCUUUCCCAUUCCAAUCGGCCAGGCGCAACAUGGCGGACUAGGAGAGGCGGCACGACAGCGCCCGGAUACAGCGAGUAAAACGCGGGAUACAGGCACCCGGCGUUGCGGAGAGCACGAAAACGGAUCCUGGUGGAAGAGAGGAGGAAAUAAGACGAAAAACAGGGCACUUUGGGACUUGUUUGGACAUGUAAUUUUGAAGCAGGUUCCGAGCGGGCCGUGUACAGCGCAACCUCGGCACUCUGGGUGAGGAGGAGUCCGGGGCCGGGACAUCGAGUGCUGGAUACCAACUUCACAAACCCCCUCUCUUCAGUGCAGCUAAUAAAGAUCUACAGUGUGUGGAGAAAAGGGCGGUGAGGCAAUCGUUGUGCGAAUGAGUGAGUGAUGCAGAGCACUUUUUUGCAGGGCAGUAUGGGUCUGUGUCCCCUGCUCCUGUUGUUUGCGUUGGCCUUUGGUUGGGCCCAGGAAACACCCAAGCUCUCAGAUCCGAAUCAGAUUGUGACACCCACAACCCCUUCUCCCACAGCGCACAACCUUACUCAUGGCCCCACCCCUUCAAUCACAGCCCCGCCCACCGAGCAACCUGCCAUCGGUGACUCCACGAAUGUAACGGCAAAGACACCAGCUCAAGGGGACCCCAUAGCCCCUCCUACCCCUGCUCCACCUCUGCCUCCCGGCGACACUAAUCACACCGGUGCUCCGCCCACAGGGCCUACCACCGUCCCUUCCGCUGUUCGUCCCACGACCCUGUCCACUCCUUCCACGGCUGCGGGCCCUUCCGCUGCAACCCUCGCCGAUGAAAAUAAGCCAGAUCACGAUGUUUCGAGUACUCAUCCCAGUACGACCACUGAAAUCAGCACCACGCCAUUCGUCAGCAUUCCUCCAGGAGGAAGCGGAGGCGGUGAAGACACGGCGAUCAUCGCUGUGACGGUGGCUUUAUCGUCUCUGCUGGUCAUCAUCUUCAUCAUCAUCGUCCUCUAUAUGCUCAGGUUUAAGAAGUACAAGCAGGCAGGAAGCCACUCAACCUCCUUCAGACUGACCAAUGGCAGGACGGACGAUACAGAGCUUCAGAGUGUGCCGCUAUUGGCCCGCUCGCCCAGCACAAACAGGAAGUACCCGCCCCUUCCAGUAGACAAGCUCGAGGAGGAAAUGAACCGCCGCAUGGCUGAUGACAACAAACUCUUCCGGGAGGAAUUCAAUGCGUUGCCAGUCUGCCCCAUCCAGGCCUCGUGUGACGCCGCCUCCAAAGAGGAGAACAAGGAGAAGAACCGAUACGUCAACAUUCUGCCUUAUGAUCACUGCAGGGUACAUCUCUCCCCUCUAGAGGGCGUCCCAGACUCAGAUUUCAUCAACGCUUCUUACAUUAAUGGCUAUCAGGAGAAGAACAAAUUUAUAGCUGCCCAAGGGCCAAAAGAGGAGACUGUGAACGACUUCUGGAGAAUGAUCUGGGAGCAGAACACUGCCACCAUUGUCAUGGUGACCAACCUGAAGGAGAGGAAGGAGUGUAAGUGUGCUCAGUACUGGCCGGAUCAGGGCUGCUGGACGUACGGGAACAUCCGUGUUUCUGUAGAGGACAUGACGGUGCUGGUGGACUACACCGUACGCAAGUUCUGCAUUCAGCAGGUGGGGGAUGUAUCAGGGAAGAAGCCCCAGAGGCUGGUGACUCAGUUCCAUUUCACCAGCUGGCCAGACUUUGGUGUGCCCUUUACCCCCAUCGGCAUGCUUAAGUUCCUUAAAAAGGUUAAAGCGUGCAACCCACAGUAUGCUGGGCCCAUAGUGGUACACUGCAGCGCGGGUGUCGGGAGGACGGGCACCUUCAUCGUGAUCGACGCCAUGCUGGACAUGAUGGCCGCCGAGAGGAAGGUGGACGUGUUCGGCUUCGUCACGAGAAUCCGAGCCCAGCGGUGCCAGAUGGUCCAGACCGAUAUGCAGUACGUAUUUAUUUUCCAGGCUCUGUUGGAACACUACCUGUAUGGAGACACAGAACUGGAGGUCACCUCUUUAGAGUCUCACCUGGCCAAACUCUACUCUCCUUUACCUGGAGCCGGCUGUGGCGGGCUGGAGGCGGAGUUUAAGAAACUCACUUCUAUAAAGAUCCAGAAUGAUAAAAUGAGAACCGGGAACCUUCCAGCCAACAUGAAGAAGAACCGUGUGCUGCAGAUCAUUCCGUACGAGUUUAACCGCGUGAUCAUUCCUGUAAAGCGCGGUGAGGAGAACACGGACUACAUCAAUGCGUCCUUCAUCGAUGGCUACAGGCAGAAGGACUCGUACAUGGCGUGUCAGGGCCCAUUGCAGCACACCAUCGAGGACUUCUGGAGGAUGAUCUGGGAGUGGAGGAGCUGCUCUAUCGUGAUCCUCACCGAACUGGAGGAGCGAGGACAGGAGAAGUGUGCUCAGUACUGGCCCACUGAUGGAGUGAUGGUGUGUGGUGAUAUGUCCAUUGAGCUGAAGAGAGAGGAGGAAUGUGAGAGCUACACUGUCAGAGAUCUGCUCGUCACCAACACUAGAGAGAAUAAAUCUCGUGCUGUGCGUCAGUUCCAUUUUCACGGCUGGCCUGAGGUGGGCAUCCCUGCCGACGGUAAAGGCAUGAUCAACAUCAUUGCUGCCGUGCAGAAACAGCAGCAGCAGUCUGGAAACCAUCCAAUCACAGUGCACUGCAGCGCCGGCGCCGGUCGUACGGGCACAUUCUGCGCUUUGAGCACGGUUCUGGAGCGUGUGAAGGCAGAGGGCAUUCUAGACGUCUUUCAGACGGUGAAAAGCCUGCGACUGCAAAGACCACACAUGGUGCAGACACUGGAGCAGUAUGAAUUUUGCUACAAAGUGGUCCAGGAAUACAUCGAUGCCUUUUCCGACUAUGCCAAUUUUAAGUAGGGACCCUACCGAGGGUGCGACGUCCUCAGCCUCUCUCUCACACACACAAAGUUACACGCGCACGCUCGGCACCGGACUGGCCGUAAUCACAGAAAAGGGAACGAGGACCGAGGAGCGCGCGAGGGACGGCAUUUUUGUCACACACACAAAAAAAACAAAACAAAAGAUGCCUUCUCGAGUAUUUUGUAAUUCCGUGUAUCGUUUGUUAAUAUGUUCCUGUUUAUUUUUUUCCCAGUGUAAAUACACUUCGCCCAUCAUUUAUCUGUUUUUAGAUGCGAGUUUUAGAGUGAUCUCUCUUCCUAAUGUAGUUUACAGGUAUAUGAGUAUAAACAUAGUUAUAUGACUCUAAGUUGGUUUUGAAUUGAACAGCUGGACCAUGGGGUGACUAGUAUUUUUUUUUUUUUUUUUUUAAAUCUUUUCUUUUUUCCUGUUUUCUAUUGGUGCAGCCGAGUGACCGAGACCUGACCACUCAAACCUGUUGCACUUUUGCUUGCAGCCGUAUUUUCUGGCUGACUUACGCAAGUAGCACAGAGUACAUACCUUUUGCAUUUCCUUAAAAUAUACAGAGCAUUGACCAGUUCUGUGCUGGAGAAACCAGGGUGAUUUUUUUUUUUGUUUUGUUUGUUUGUUUUUUGUUUAAAUAUUCUUUCCCCUCCUUCUAAAAAAGCAGCAAUGUAUUGGAUGAGGUACCUCGCGGUUCCUCGUGGAGGACCAUUUAAGAACCGACAAACUGAUGCCGGUGUGAUUUUUAAUUCUCUCACUUAAGAAAAAAACCUUUGACACUGUUUUAGACACGGUCGCAGCGUCUGGGCGCCAUUUUCCUUCAGCACCGCUGCGUUUCAGUCGUUCUUAUCGAUACGUUUGGGCUCCGAGAGCGUGGCUCGUGUGGUCCUCAGAGAUGUCUGACCAGGUGCUUCUUUUCUUGCAGUACGGAAUGGCACAAAAUCUCUGCGAUGAUCAUCGGAACGGGAAUACGUCGACGUUAUUAAUAGGCAAAGAGGAUCGGACGUCUGCUUGUUGUUCGAACACGUCAACCGACGGUUUCCGUCGCGUGGGUUUGCUUUCGCACGCGACGGUACUUAAAAUAUCUGCCCUUCUCAGUUCUCAGAGCCUUACUCGAAGACCGCUUAGGCCUGAAAGGUUGUUCAGUCAGUCUCGAGGUGCUUACAAGCUUAAUGGAUGCCAUUUCUACCCAUGAGCACGGGCGCAACCAACGAGGGUGAAGAAAAUGCUCCCUGAAAAUGCCUAAUAAGAAAAGAAAGCUCGUUGUUCCUGACUAACAUGAUCCCAUUUGUGUAGCUGGCGAAGACCGAGUGCGACAGGCCGUGGGUCUGUCUGCAUCCGUCUGUCUGGCCCUUCUUACUUUGCCUCAUUAUUAGCACUUUUGCUAACAAUGUGAAGCAGUCCUUGAACUCUCCUACUGAGCCAGUCAAAUUGAAAACAACCAAGAACCUUUCUUUCUUUCUUUCUUUCUUUCUUUUUCAUCACUAUUGUCUUGUUUACAUGGCUUUUGAGGUUCCAGAGGAACGUGAAAACGCUCGAUCGUGCUGCGACGUUGCCUAGUUACAGCGAGACAGGUUUCGUUACAUUUUCUUUUCCUCUUUGUACGGAGUCGCAGGUGAUUAUUAGUCGGCCAGCGGAAACGCUCACACAGCAGCUUUCCAUCGUUGUUAUGUGAAUUUUCAGCUAGCUCCCGUCUGAUCGCUAGCGAAUGUUUGAAGUUAGCGCCGUAUCUACACUCCGUGGACGUCCGAGCCGGAGCCUGCACACUGCUGAUGAGCCGUGAGAUAUCAGACUCGUCUUGGAUUUUUUUUUUUUUUUUUAAUUAUUAUUAUUUUUAUUUUUUUUAAUUUAGAAAUAAUACAGGGUUAAGUUCAAAUUUCUUUACGUAAAGGAAGUCUGGCAGAUUCCGUUUUUGCUUUAAUAAAUUUCAGGCUAAUCGUUAUCCAUCUGUAGUGUGUGUGUGUGAUACCAAGACAUUUCCCUCAAUUGAGGUAUGAACAGAAAUCGCUGGAGUAUUUCUCUUAUUAUUAUUUUUUUCCUUAACGAAACACUGUGCCAAUACACACUCUUGAGUAAAAGAACUCCACCCAGACCUUCUACACCCUGUUAGCAAGCUCCGCCCCUUUCUUCCCACCUUCCUGGAGGUGUGGCUGACUGAGCAAGUGCCUAUGUAAUAACUUCCCUGCUACAUGUGCGUGUUUGCUAUGUGCCCAAGGAGCUCUGACCUCAGCUUUUAGUGCUUUUUUAUAUAUAUAUAUAUAUAUAUAUAUAUAUAUAUAUAUAUAUAUAUAUAUAUAUAUAUAUAUAUAUAUAUAUAUAUAUAUAUAUAUAUAUAUACACACAACUUCUCACUGGUGAAAUUUUGGACUUGAUGCCUCUUCAGGAGUUCUUCUUCUUUUAAGCUGAUUUGUGUUGAAUCUGUUGAAAUGGGUUUCUAGUACGUUUCCGGUGUUCCGCUGUUGUCCGAGACCCCAUGUAAGAUCAGGAUUUAUUCCUUAAGAGUUGUUCAGAUUCGAGCUCGUUUCAGCAGGCGGUCCUCUCGUGUCUGUGAGAACUCGCUGUGGAAUGUUCCAGUACUUUUGCAAAGCAGCAUCGUAUUGCUGUUCUCCGGUUCUGAAUGUUGCGUCUGUCUGUGGAAGGAGAUCAAACCUGCAGGAAGAGAAACGGUCUUAAGUGUCUUCACCCUUUCCUCUUUCCGUCUCGCUGAUCGGGUCACGGUGUAAAUUUGACCCCAAUUUGAAUCGUUUCUCCCCCUCCCCCACCUUGUAUACGUCAUCCUUUUGCUUCAUCAUCCUAAAUGUUCCUGUCUGUACAUAACCUUAUUUAUAUUUCAUUCCUUUCCGCCGCCUUGCUUAUUUUAUUAUUCUUAUACAUUUGUAUAAUAAACUGUACUUGGACCAUUUUUUCUUCUUUUUUUUUUCUUUUUUUUUUUUUAUAUAAAGUAUUAGAAUUUUUUCCCAUUUUUUAAAAAGUUUGUUAUUAUUAUUAUUAUUAUUAUUAUUAUUAUUAUUAUUAUUGUCUUAAAAUCUUAUUUUAAUUUCCAUCUGUUUUUAUAGUGUUAUUCAAAAUUUUGAAUAUAUGUGUAUAUAAUUAUAUAUAUAUAUAUAAUUUUAAAAAAUUAUAUAUAAUUAUAUAAUGCUAAAUGGCCUUUCUAAGCAAGGAACUGUUCCAAUCUAAUAAAAAUGCUUGAGAUUUUAUCACUGGUUCGAGUCUGAGUGGAAUGACUUUGUGUAAUUGUGUAUGUUUAUAAAUUUAUAAUUGAAAUAAAAUGAUCAGUAGUCGUUGUGGUUAUCUCACUAA
This is a messenger RNA of Ictalurus punctatus (channel catfish), 6184 nucleotides long. It is a transcript of the gene ptpra, whose product is annotated as protein tyrosine phosphatase receptor type A. Gene Ontology annotation, biological process: protein dephosphorylation. The record is from RefSeq and is a predicted model, not a curated record. Bases 395 to 2881 code for a protein of 828 amino acids. Gene Ontology annotation, molecular function: protein tyrosine phosphatase activity. Lineage: Eukaryota; Metazoa; Chordata; Actinopteri; Siluriformes; Ictaluridae. The transcript has 23 exons.